Messenger RNA from Besnoitia besnoiti, 1149 nucleotides. Its product is annotated as methyltransferase. Gene Ontology annotation, biological process: rRNA (guanine-N7)-methylation. Lineage: Eukaryota; Apicomplexa; Conoidasida; Eucoccidiorida; Sarcocystidae. Bases 1 to 1149 code for a protein of 382 amino acids. The record is from RefSeq and is a predicted model, not a curated record. The transcript has 9 exons. Gene Ontology annotation, cellular component: nucleolus. Gene Ontology annotation, molecular function: rRNA (guanine) methyltransferase activity.
AUGAGCCGUCCGGAGUACGAGGCGUCAGCAGACGUGUUUUACAAUGCCCUCGAGGCGAAGAAGUAUGCGCGGAGCUCGCGCAUGCAGGCGAUCCAGACGCAGCUAACAGACCGUGCUCUCGAACUGCUUUUGCUUCCCGCAGCAAGCGAAGGAAACGGGGAGACACAACCAUCUCUCCUCUUGGAUCUCGGCUUCGGCAGCGGCAUCAGUGGGGCGCGUCUUGCAGACAAGGGUCACUUCGUCGUAGGCGUCGAUAUUUCAAAGUGCAUGCUCGACGAGGCCGUCGAUGCCGGCAACACAGAGGAGAACGCAGACGCAAUUUUGGCGGAUCUCGGAAAACCGCUUCGUUUUCGGCCGGGCGUCUUCGACGGGGCCAUCAGCAUUUCUGCUCUUCAGUGGCUGUGUAGCGCCAUCCGGUCAGAGGUUCCUGCCGCGACCAUAGCGACUGCCUCGGCGUCGACUCGCGAAGAAAAUGAAGAGGACAUGGAGAGCUGCGAGGAGGACGAAAGCGAUGACGACGGGCACUCGCGCUCCCGGAGUCCCAAUGCCGACGCGAACGAAGUUGCCAUGAGCCAUGACGCCUCCUCAGACGGCGCGGCUACGUCCACAGUGAACAGUCUGUCGGCAGCGGCGGCCCGGGGCGCCGCUCUCGUCCCCUCCGCGGCUGGAGAUGCGAAGCCCAACGCACCCUACAAGCGGCUACGGUGUCUCUUCCAGUGGCUCUUUGCCAGCCUCAAGACAGGCGGACGCGCGGUCCUGCAGUUCUAUCCAGACUCGCCUCAGCAAGUCGAAAUGGUGACAUCGGCGGCGCUACGGAGCGGCUUCGGCGGUGGCAUUGUUGUCGACUACCCGAACUCGACGAAAGCGAAAAAGUUUUUUUUGGUUCUGUGGGUGGGCGGGAGCCACCUACCUGAUCAGCAGCAACAACUUCAACAGCUCCAGGCGGCUGCCUUGGGCACCGACGGGCCUGCGCACAUCGAGUCUGCACGCCGAGAGCGGCAGAAGAAUAUCCGGCGAGGAAAGAGUAGCAAGGCAACGGUUACCCGCCGCGAAUGGAUCGAGAAGAAAAAGGAGAAGCAGCGACUUCAGGGCAAGAAGGUUCGCCACGAGAGCAAAUACACAGGACGGAAGAGGAAAGACAGAUUCUAG